AGCAUAGUUCUUUUUAGGGAAAACAGACAAUAGUGACUACGAAGUUUCCUUUCCAUCCACUUUCUCACACCGGAACCGCCUUCGCCGUCGGCCGCGAUCUUCGUUUACCGACUCAGUUUCCGUCAUCCGAUCGCCGGAACUCGACGACUGGCACAGCGUCUGGGGAAAACACUCCUUUGAGCUCAGUUCGGAUCAAUCAUGCCUCCCGCUGGUCCUCGAUCUGGUGAUGCAAUCUUCGCUAGCGUUGAGCGAGUGAAUGCGGAGCUGUUUACCUUGACUUAUGGAGCAACUGUUCGUCAAUUGCUUACGGAUCUGGAGGAGGUUGAGGAGGUCAACAAACAGCUCGAUCAGAUGGGUUAUAACAUUGGAAUCCGACUGAUCGAUGAGUUUCUAGCAAAAUCUAAUAUCUCCAGAUGUGUUGACUUCAAAGAGACAGCUGAAGUAAUUGCGAAGGUGGGUUUAAAAAUGUUUUUGGGUGUGAAUGCAACGGUGACCAACUGGGAUGCUGAAGGCACCUGCUGCAGUAUAGUUCUGGAGGACAAUCCAUUGGUAGACUUUGUAGAGCUUCCUGAUACUUGUCAAGGUCUUCAUUAUUGCAACAUCUUAAGUGGAGUCAUUAGAGGAGCACUUGAGAUGGUGUCAAUGAAAACAGAAGUGACAUGGCUACGCGACAUGCUGAGAGGAGACGACACGUUUGAACUACAAGUAAAACUCCUCAAGCAAGUCCCUGAAGAGUACCCCUACAAAGACGACGAGUAAGCAAUUUCCAUAUCUACGUAAAAGAAUAACUCUUAUUUUACUAGUUUUGCUUCCUGUCUGUGUUCAUUUGGUCUGAAAAAGAUAGCUAUAUUCUCUGAUUCCUUGAACCAACUUUUAAUCUUAAUCCCAAGUUAUAUAUAUAGUCUUUUUGCUA
Molecule: messenger RNA, 913 nt
Organism: Momordica charantia (bitter melon)
Lineage: Eukaryota; Viridiplantae; Streptophyta; Magnoliopsida; Cucurbitales; Cucurbitaceae
Product: Transport protein particle (TRAPP) component
Biological process (GO): Golgi vesicle transport
Cellular component (GO): TRAPP complex
Source: RefSeq, a predicted model, not a curated record